This is a messenger RNA of Cetraspora pellucida, 3186 nucleotides long. Lineage: Eukaryota; Fungi; Glomeromycota; Glomeromycetes; Diversisporales; Gigasporaceae. The record is from the annotation of a GenBank genome assembly.
AUGGAGCAUAAAUUUAAAGAAUUAUCAGAAAAAUAUCAAUGCUUUCAUAAUAAUGCGUUGAAUGGAAUCAAUUCAAAUGGUGUUAAUAGUUUAAACAUUAAUCCAAAUCUUGAUCAAGACGCUUGUUAUGAAUUUUUUUUAAAUUUGGUAGAAACAAAGGAUGAAAUAAAUAAUCUAUUACGCUUUGCUGCUUUGAAUAUAAAAGCAGUAAAUAAAACUUUAAAAAAAUUUGAUAAGAAGCUAAAAAAGGAGGAAAAAAAUCAUUAUUUAGAAAAGAUCAAUGAUCUUCCACUCGUUUCGUGUUCUGCAUUGAUCAAACUCUUGGAAUCAAUUGAGCAAUGGAUACGGGAGGUGCACCACAAGAUUGCAGAUAAUAAUAAUCAUUUAUCAAGUCCAAACCAUAGUUUAGAUAAUACAGCUUUGCUGAAUGCGAUUAGAAAUGAUGAUGAUAGUACUCUCCGUAAUUUAAUAGAUGAAAUGGUAUCAGAUAUCAGAACGGAAAAUAUGGAUGAAAACUUUGAUAACAGAAUGAUUAAUCAAGCUAAUCCUGUUGUUCAAAAGGUUUUGAUAUCAAUACUUUAUAAAGCAUGUUAUUAUCAAGCCUUUAAUUGUAUUAAGCAGCUAAUAUUGUCAGGUGUAAACAUUCUUGAGGAAAAAGACAUUAACAAGCGUUCAUUGAUACAUAAGUUAGUAAUUAAUGGUGGUAUUUUACCAAGAGGAAAUGUCACAACAUCGCCUGCUACAUCCCCUACUUUAAACAAUUCUUCUUCAUCAGAUUAUCCAAGAAUCAUUUCCUGUAUUCUUGAACAUCUUCCUGAACAUACUCAUGUUUUUUCUCUAGAUAUUUAUGGUAAAAAUCCAUUGCACUAUGCUGCAAGUAAAGGAUUUGUGCAAAUAACAAAAACUCUCUUAGAGUAUUUAAUGAGAGUUGAGCAAUUUUCAUUAGAGAUGGCUUUUAACGAUAAUGUGUGGUUUGAUGAUAAUGGAUAUACGCCAUUAUUCUAUGCAACCUUGAACAACAAAGUUGAAAUAAUUGAUUGCAUCAUGGAAACUGGACAAAUUAGGGAUGUAGAUAGUCCCAGUAACGUUCGAGACACUACUUUAGUGCCAAAAUUAAUGAAUUCAUCUAAUACUACACAAACUCUACUUGCGGUAUCGUGUAAAUUUGGACAUUGUUCAGUGGCCAGAUCAUUGUUAAACCACCAUGCAAAUCCAAACAUACAAGAUGAAGAUGGUGAAACACCUUUGCACCUGGCGUCCAGAGGUGGUUUCACCGAGUGUUGUAAAAUUUUGAUAAGUGAAUAUAAUGCUAAUAUGGAGAUCAGGGAAAGAUAUAGUGGAUGGACUCCAUUAUUUUUAGCAGCGAUCGAGGGUCAUAAGGAAACAGUUGAAGCAUUGAUACAAUCAGGAGCCAUACAUAAUAUUGUAGAUUAUUCUGGUUGGACUCCACAUAUGCACGCAGUGUUUCGCGGUCAUCUUACCAUGAAAAAUAUUUUACGUCCUUCGAACCAAACCAUUCUUUCUUCCAUUUCAACUAAUCAUGAGAUAAUGGUAUCACCUCAAGAUAAUAUAUCUCGACAAGAAACUUCUGCAGAAGUGAUAAAUCAAAAUAGAUAUCUCAAAGAUCAGUCGUUGAUAAUUGUUACACUUGGAACAACAGACAUUCGUAAGGAUGACAUAGUUCCUAUUAAAUUUAAUAAUAAACUAAGUUAUUCCUCACCAGUUUCUUUGGUUAUUUGGGCCAUAAAUGCCACUGGAGAGAAGGUUACCAUCGACCUUCCUAUAAAGGACAAAAAUGAUAACACCGAAAUCGACCCUCCUAUAAAGGAUAACACCACGAUCGACCCAAUAAUGUUUUAUGCGCGAGAGCAGGACCUAAAUGAUGUUACAUUAAUUUUUGAUAUAAUGCCAAUUUAUGGCUCUAUAAGACAAUUAAUAGGUCGUGGAACUGCUGCACUAUCAUCAGUAAAAACGUAUCCUGGACCAAAUUAUACUUCUCUUAUUGGAUCUGUCACAGUUCCUAUAAUAGGGUCAUUAGGUGUGGAUGUUAUUGGUAAAAUUCAAUUUGAAUAUUUAGUUGUUAAGCCCUUCAAGUUUAACAACUUAGAAAAUAGAAAGAAGUGCACAUGGGAAUCGUUGGGUACUAAAGUAAUUGGUCAUCGUGGAAUGGGUGAAAAUUUUAAUUUUAAAGAAAGGUCAAAGUUACAGAUGGGUGAAAAUACGGUACAAAAUUGCCAAGUUACAAAAGAUUUAAUACCAGUCAUUUAUCAUGACUGGUACAUCACGGAAACGGGAUUUGAUAUUCCGAUACAUUCGGUCACUUUAAACCAAUUUCUUAAGAUAAAAGCCCGAGAAAAUGAGAGAAAUUUAGAUAAUGAUUCAAAUGAAACUUAUUUAAAUAAUGUUACAAAUGAGAUUGAUUUAAAUAAUGUUACGAAUGAGGUUGAUUUAAAUACUUUUACAGAUAAUAUACCUAAUUCAAAUUCAUCCGGAAGGCUUAAACGAUCCAAUAGUAUGAGUUCACUUAACAAAGCGAAAUAUAGAAAAAUUGAUGAAAAUAAUGUUGGAAAACUGAAGGGAAACGGUGCUGGUACAAUUCAGGCACCUUUUGCUACAUUAGAAGAGACAAUCAAAAAAGUUCCGGUUAAUAUUGGGUUUAAUAUUGAGGUAAAAUACCCAAUGAUUGUCGAGGCUGAAGAGUUUAAACUUCAGCCAUUUUAUACAGAGUUAAAUGAUUUUUGUGAUGCGAUUCUUAAAUGCGUAUACGAGCAUGCUCAACCCGGACGUAAAAUUAUUUUUUCAACAUUUCAUCCGGAAAUUUGUUCAAUUCUUGCAUGGAAACAACCCGUUUACUCGGUAUUUUUCCUUACCGAGUGUGGAGCUUACAAUAUGGGUGAUGUAAGAUGUAAUUCCUUACAAGCAGCGAUUAGGUUUGCUAAAUUUGCUGGUUUGUCAGGGAUUGUUGCUAAUUGUAAUACUAUUAUUGAGGCUCCAGGACUGACUAAAAUAGUUAAAGCAGCCGGAUUGUUACUUUUUACUUAUGGUGGAUCAAAUAAUGAAGUUGCUAACGCACAACUACAAAAAAGAGCUGGUGUAGAUGCUGUGAUUGUGGAUUUUGUAAAAGCCGUGAAGAUAGGGCUUGAACAAAUUGACAAUGAGAAUCAAAUCGAAAACAUUGUCAAUUAA